Zea mays is the source of this 729-nucleotide messenger RNA. RefSeq lists its product as uncharacterized. The coding region runs from base 1 to 729 and encodes 242 amino acids. Lineage: Eukaryota; Viridiplantae; Streptophyta; Magnoliopsida; Poales; Poaceae. The record is from RefSeq and is a predicted model, not a curated record. The transcript has a single exon.
AUGUCUCCGCUGCCCCGCAUCGUGCUCCUCCUCACCGUCGUCGUCGCCGCCGCCGCAGUGGUCACGGUGUCAGUCAUGUCGCUCAGCGGCGCGGCGAACGACCUACUCCCCAAGUACGGCCUCCCGAAGGGGCUCAUCCCGGACUCCGUCGCCUCCUACAGUUUCGACGAGGCCACGGGCGCCUUCGAGAUCCACCUCGCCGGCACCUGCUACGUCCACUUCGGCUCCCACCUCGUCUACUACGAGAGGACCAUAACCGGCAAGCUCUCCAAGGGCGCCAUCUCGGACCUAUCCGGCGUCCAGGCCAAGAAGCUCUUCCUCUGGGUCUACGUCACGGGGAUGGUCGCGCACCCCGACCAGGGCACCAUCGAGUUCCAGGCCGGCUUCAUCUCGGAGUCGCUAUCGGCCUCGAUGUUUGACGAGGUGCCCACCUGCGGUUCCAGUGUUGGCGCGCAGCUGCGCGGCGCAGCUGGGGUGAUCGACGACCUUGGGCUGCUCCCCGUUGCACAGGUAAGGGGGGUGUUGGGGCGCUUCGCGGCGGAUGGGCGUGCGGGUCCUGCCGUGAUUCACGGAGGGGGAGUGCUGCGUGCGGGUGGCGUGCCUAUGGUAGGCAAGGCGUGCAUCGUGGCGGGCGUGCGGGAGAAGCGGCUGGAGGCGAGCUGGAUUCGUGGCGGGUGUUACACGCUGGCGGGGGCAGUCUACAAACCAGGCUUAAUAGUUAGUACAUAA